GGCGGUGGGUUCAUCUUGAGGCCAGUAUUGAUCAGCGCGUGUUUACACAGCGAGCUGAGCAGAGCUUUCCCCUCAGUCACAGCGGCUCAUAACACACAAUCAUGUUUUCUGUGAUGAUGCAGCCGAGCAGAUUCAGUUCCCACAGCUGCCUGCUCGCUCUGACUCUCAGCUUGGUGCUGCUAAGUGAGUUUCCCCGAACAGCAGCAAGUGAUGAGAACGCCAGUGUUCGUGAAACCCGUUCAGUGGGUAACCGGGUGGUAGUUCAGCCGGUGGACUGCAUUUUAUCGGAGUGGAGCCGUUGGUCCCGCUGUGACACCUGCACAAAGAAGAAAUACCGCUAUGCUAAACUGGAGCAGCCAUCUCAGUUUGGAGGAGAGCCAUGCUACCUUCAUGGCGCCCAGGAGGAACGCUGCGAGGUUCCAGCCCGCUACACCUGCGAUAGCGUACCUCUGUGUGAGGGAUUCCUCUGCACACAAACGGGUCGCUGUGUCCACAGAACCCUGCAGUGUAACGGAGAGGACGACUGUGGGGACAUGUCCGACGAGGUCGGCUGCACGAAGACGUCCAAGCCCUGCAGGGUGGAGGCAGAAGAGUACUGGGGAAUAGAAAAUCUGGCCAAAGGAAUAAACGUCCUGAACAGCCACCUGGAAGGCGUGGUGCUCGAUAACAGAUACUAUGGAGGCGGCUGCCUGCCUCACUACAUCCAGGAUGUCCCGUUCAGGAAGCCUUUCAACUUGCAGCAGUACACGUUGCAGACGAGAGGCUCGUACGAUUUCACCCUGCAGUCGUUCGAGUCGUACUCUGACUACAUGGAUCACACUUUCAGGGAACGGAUGACCCAAACCUCUUUCUCCAUUGGCUUCAGCGUUCCGGGCGUUUUCAGCUUUGGGUUCAAUUACGACUCCUCCAAAUACAGCAAGUCUGUCAGCAAGAUUCGACGUGCCUCCGGAGUUACAAACAGCUUCAUUCGAGCCAAGGCGGAGCUGGAGCUGGCCCAGUACAUCCUGAAGUCCGACGGCUUGGUGCUUCACCCGGAGUUCCUGCAGCGCCUUCGCUCUCUGCCGCAGGCGUACGUUUAUGGAGAGUACAGACAGAUCUACAAGGACUAUGGCACCCACUACAUCACCGAGGCCGCCCUCGGAGGAGACUUCGAGCACACGACCAUCCUGAACAAAGAGAAGCUAGAGAAGUCAGACUAUAAUUUGGACCAGUACAAGUCUUGCCUGCAGAUAGGUUUCAAGAUUGGGGUGACCAUUGAAGGAGUUCCUGUAUCCUUGGGCCUUGGAGGUGGAUCCUGUUCUGGACUUCUGAAUGAAAUGGGAGAGGACACAAAGAACGGGGCGAUGGUGGAGGACUUUGUUGCUGUCGUACGGGGUGGAAACAGUGAAUCCAUCACUGCUUUGUUGUCUCAGAAGCUUCCCAGCGAACAGCUGAUGAGGCUCUGGGGUGAAGGCGUCCGUUACAACCCGGACUUCAUCCGCAUGACAACCAAGCCGCUGUACGAGCUGGUGACUUCCAGAGACUUCGUCCAGGCCGACAGUCUGAAGAGGAACUUGAAGGGAGCUCUGUCCGAGUACCUGGCUGAGACCAGCGCCUGUCGCUGUGCUCCCUGUCACAACAAUGGAGUGGCUGUUCUAAAAGGCACAAGAUGCGAGUGCGUGUGUCCUACCGGCUACACCGGACGGAGCUGCGAAAUCACUUCCAGGCAAAAAGUGUUGGGCAUCGAUGGUGGCUGGAGCUGUUGGGGAGCGUGGUCGUCCUGCAGCGGGGGUCAAAUGACCCGGAGUCGACAGUGCAGCAACCCGGCACCAAGCAGCGGCGGCCUCCCGUGCAGAGGGCUGCAGCAGGAGUCCACCGAGUGCUUUUAAAGUCGCAGAUGUUAAAGAAGAGAAAGGGAAUAAAGUAUCUACCAAACACG
Xiphophorus maculatus (southern platyfish) is the source of this 1918-nucleotide messenger RNA. RefSeq names its product complement C8 beta chain (gene c8b). The record is from RefSeq and is a predicted model, not a curated record. The transcript has 12 exons. Gene Ontology annotation, cellular component: membrane attack complex. Gene Ontology annotation, molecular function: protein binding. The coding region runs from base 102 to 1868 and encodes 588 amino acids. Gene Ontology annotation, biological process: immune response. NCBI's taxonomy places the organism in Eukaryota, Metazoa, Chordata, Actinopteri, Cyprinodontiformes, Poeciliidae.